Ylistrum balloti is the source of this 1081-nucleotide messenger RNA. RefSeq names its product (R,R)-butanediol dehydrogenase-like. The transcript has a single exon. The record is from RefSeq and is a predicted model, not a curated record. Lineage: Eukaryota; Metazoa; Mollusca; Bivalvia; Pectinida; Pectinidae. The annotation marks the transcript as partial.
AUGCGUUCUAUUUAUUUCGAAAAAAAUCUCCCUAAAAUUAUUGCAACAUUAGCUCUAAAAAAAAUUUGGCAAGGUGCAAUUUAUACACCAAUAGCACCGAUUGCUUACCAAGACUUACCCGAACCAAACCUACCUGGUCCCCGAGGUAUCAAAGUCAAAAACCGAGUCUGUGGCAUCUGCGCCAGCGAUAUACAUUUACUUUUUGUCGAUGUUGACCCAAAAGUACACCCCGCUGCACUUCCUGCAAAUGACCGUAUCUAUCUUGGCCAUGAAGUCUGUAGUGAAGUUACAGAAAUUGGCCCCGGUGUUUCAACAUUAGCUGUCGGUGACCGUGUCCUAAUGAAAUCACGCUUUAUGGGUUCAACCUGCCACAGCAAAGAAAUAGAACCUCUCUGCAGACAUUGCGAGACAGGAAAUUAUUGCCUCUGCCUCAACCGUUGUGAAGACGGAGGUAUACCCGGCAUUGGCGGUGGUUGGGGUGAUGGUUAUAGCUGCCAUGAAACUGAAGUUUGGAAAGCACCAACAGAUCUAACAGACGAUCAAGUAGCUCUCAUCGAACCUUUAGCUUGUAGCGUAAGAGCAGUACUACGAAAACAACCCAAAAAAAACCAAAAUGUUUUGGUCAUAGGCUGUGGCAUUAUCGGCUUAGGCAUUAUUCAAGCAGUUAAAGCGAUAGAACCAACCUGUAAUGUCUAUGCAGCGGCUCGCUACCCACAACAAAAAAACUUAGCAAAAUCCUGGGGAGCACACAUCGCGAAUACCAAUCUAUUUGAAACAGCUAAACAGGUAGCUGGCGCAAAAAACUAUCAAGGGGAUUUUGAUAAUAAAACAGCACUCGGAGGAUUUGAUAUCGUCUAUGAUUGUGUUGGUACAGAUACGACAAUUGAACAAAGCUUACGAUUAGCACGCUCAGGUGGAACGGUUAUGCUUGUAGGAGUCCACCUACAUCGAGUCAAAGCUGAUCUAACACCAAUUUGGCAUGAAGAAAUAGAUCUCAUUGGUGAAAUUGCCCAUGGUGCUGAACAAUGGCAAGGACAAACAAUAUCAACCUAUGACCUUACCGCUAAAUUUAUCCGUGAAG